AUGAAUUUAUCAAUACCUAACCUUUCCGAAGCGGUAGCUGUUAUUCCGCUACCGCUCUCGGCGAUUCUGUCAUCGAUAUCUUGGAAACAGCUUAUCAUACCUGGCGUUCUCAUAUACGUAGGGUUAUGCAGAGCGUUACGCUACCGCCGCGAGCAUGCUCUACGCCGAAAGCUUGGAUAUACCGACCGCUCCUCGUUCUCACGCAUGACAGCUGUUGAAGCCCAGCAGGUCAUCAGGUUCAUGGCUACGUGGGAGAUGCCGCUCUUACACUUCUUGGCUUUGGAAUUUGGGCUCUUCAAGACGUACGGUGUCGAAAGCAUAAGUCGUUUACUUCUUGGCACGAGAAACUUGACAGAUCCGGUUAUGAGCCUCAAACGAUUCGAGGAUACAUCAGCUUUAAUCGGCGAGUUCAUGCUAAACCCGCCAACAUCGGAGCGAGCUAUGAAAGGGUUGGCCCGGAUGAACUUCCUUCACAGCAAGUACGUCAAGGAGGGGACUAUCUCUAACACAGAUCUGCUGUACACUCUAUCUGUGUUCAUAUUAGAACCGCCACGCUUCGCACGCCUGUACGAAUGGCGACCUAUGAACGAUAUGGAAUACUGUGCAUACGGCGUCUUUUGGAAGUCGGUAGGCGACGCUAUGGGUAUCGAGUACAAAGGUCUCCUGGCACACGCUGAAUCGGGAUGGCGUGACGGUAUCGAGUUCGCCGAUGACGUUGCAGCUUGGGCUCAGGCUUACGAGGUUCAAGUUAUGAAGCCUAGUCCCGUGUCCGCCAAGCCCGCCCGAGCAUUAAUACCUAUGAUAACAUAUUGGGUGCCAUGGUUCGCGAAGCCUUUUGUAGCCGACAUCGUGAUUGGCCUUCUCGGUGGGAGAGUGCGCGAGGCAUUUAUGUUACCCGAGCCCGAUAUCACGGCCGUCGCUACCGUAUACUCUCUUCUCACGCUUCGACGUUUCGUCUUGCGAUACCUAAUGUUGCCGCGCUUCUUCGAGCUUAAACGGUUAGGCGACCCUGAUCCAAAUACGGGCCGCAUCGCGCAGCCUAUACCAUACGGUAACUAUCCCUUCUACAUCAAACCGACGCUAUGGAACCGUUGGGGACCUGUGGCCUGGGCUAUCUGGCUAUACGGCGGUAAGGUACCAGGAGACAACCCGGAAGAAUAUAUGCCGCAAGGAUAUUUGUUUUCAGACAUAGGCCCUAAGAACCGCAUGGGUCUAGGGAUUCAAGAGGUGGAAGCCGAUGCCGAAAGAAUCAAGGCUAGCAGAUGGACCGGAUGCCCUUUUUAA
Messenger RNA from Daldinia childiae, 1284 nucleotides. RefSeq lists its product as uncharacterized. Gene Ontology annotation, molecular function: oxidoreductase activity. The record is from RefSeq and is a predicted model, not a curated record. NCBI's taxonomy places the organism in Eukaryota, Fungi, Ascomycota, Sordariomycetes, Xylariales, Hypoxylaceae. The transcript has 4 exons. The coding region runs from base 1 to 1284 and encodes 427 amino acids.